Messenger RNA from Lasiodiplodia theobromae, 1503 nucleotides. RefSeq names its product Polarized growth protein. The transcript has a single exon. Gene Ontology annotation, cellular component: endoplasmic reticulum. Lineage: Eukaryota; Fungi; Ascomycota; Dothideomycetes; Botryosphaeriales; Botryosphaeriaceae. The record is from RefSeq and is a predicted model, not a curated record. The coding region runs from base 1 to 1503 and encodes 500 amino acids. Gene Ontology annotation, biological process: GPI anchor biosynthetic process.
AUGUCAAUUCAUGACGCCGCCCUCCGCCUUGGCCGCGGCCUCCUCCCCUUUGCCCUUGUGGCCUCUCUCUACUUGUAUCUUUAUCCUCUCUUCCACCACUGCUACUUUCCACGCCCGCCUCAUGUCGACACCACCAAAUCCUCCAGCCAUCAACUAGCCCCUUUCCGCCUGCUGGCGCUCGGCGACCCGCAGAUUGAGGGCGACAGCUCGCUGCCCGAUCCCGAUGCUCCUGUCUUCCCGAGUCUCCUCGAAUUCGGCCCACGGCUCUACGAGCACGGUCUUGUAGAAGCUGUACGCACCGCCGCUGCCGCCCUGCUGCGCAACGACGUGCCGCGCCUGCUGAACGGCUACCGCAAACGCAUCGACCUCGUCGGCAACGACUACUACCUCGCCCAUAUCUACCGCACGCUGUACUGGUGGUCGCGCCCCACACACGUUGCUGUCUUGGGCGAUUUGCUGGGCAGCCAGUGGAUUUCCGACGACGAGUUUGAGCGCAGGAGCGACCGUUUUUGGUCCAGAGUCUUCCGCCACGGCCAUCGCGUCGACGACAAUGUCACGGCCACUCCACACGUCGAGGAUCUAGGCGCCGACGCUGCCUGGGAGCGUCGCAUCAUCAACAUUGCCGGCAACCAUGACAUUGGCUACGCUGGCGAUAUAAACGAGGACCGCAUCCGCCGUUUCGAACGCCAAUUCGGCCCUGUCAACUGGGAAACAACCUUCCGACUCCCCCACGCCAACGUCACCGGCGAGUCCCCUCCCGAGCUUCGCUUGCUCGUCCUGAACAGCAUGAACCUCGACACUCCCGCCAUCGACCAGCAGCUUCAGAGCCAGACCUACGACUUCAUUAAUGACGCCAUUGGUCGUUCUCGCCCCGUCGAAGAUCGCUCUACUUUCACCCUUCUCCUCACCCACAUACCCCUGCACAAGGAGGCUGGUGUGUGUGUUGAUGCUCCCUUCUUCGACUUCUUCGCCGAUGAUGAGGGCGGUGGGGUCAGGGAGCAGAAUCACCUGAGCGACUCGGCUUCCGAGGGCAUUCUCCAGGGUAUAUUUGGCAUGAGUGGCGAUGCUGCCGCCCCGGCCCGUGGAAUCGGCCGCAACGGCCUCAUCGUCAAUGGCCACGACCACGAGGGCUGCGAUGUUUACCACCACCGCCCGAGGCAAGGGGAUUCCUGGAGCGCUGUGCAGUGGGAGCAGGCCUCUCCUCUAACUCAAGACCCAGAUCUUCCUGGUAUUCGGGAAUUGACCCUCCGGAGCAUGAUGGGUGAGUACGGCGGGUAUGCCGGCCUGGUGAGCGUGUGGUUUGACGAGGGCACUGGUGAAUGGCGAUCGGAUGCCAUGAUGUGUAGCGCCGGCGUACAGCACAUCUGGUGGGCCGUGCAUAUCUUGGAUCUCGUCACUGUAGGCCUCUUGGCCGGUGGCCUUUGUCUUCGUGCCAUGCCCAAGCCAAGAGCGAGACUGGUUGGCGAAGUGUCUGGCAGCAAGGGAACCACCAAAAAUGACUGA